Moesziomyces aphidis is the source of this 4005-nucleotide messenger RNA. Lineage: Eukaryota; Fungi; Basidiomycota; Ustilaginomycetes; Ustilaginales; Ustilaginaceae. The record is from the annotation of a GenBank genome assembly.
AUGUCGCAGAUGGUCACACUCGAACAGGCGACGUGGUCGUGGAUCGAGGCCGGGCCUCGCAAGCACCGCAUGGAUGUUGGCAAGCGCUUCGUAAAGGGCAUUAUGGCCGGCUUUCUGCUGUCGACGGGCGGAAUGUUGGUGCAGAUCAUGUCUGCCAACCCCUGGUUGGCCACCAACGCACCCGGGCUUCUCAAGAUCCUCCAGGGCGCGGUCUUCCCCGUCGGUCUCGUCAUGAUCGUCCUCCUGCAGGCCGAUCUGGUCACGGGUGAGAUGGCGAUCUUCAUUAUGGCUACCGUCAAACGACGUGUCCCCUACUGGGCAUUCCUGUACGGUUGGGCCAUCACAUUCAUCGGCAACCUCGUCGGCUCGUUGCUGUACGCAGGACUGCUGGUGCACUACUCGGAGAUCUACACGCCUGCCAUGAACGCCGGGGCUGCAGCAGGCGCAGACGCAAAGGUAUCCGCCAUCAAUUUCCGCGAACUCUGGCUGCGUGCCAUCGGCUGCAACGUCCUCGUCUGCAUCGCCGUCUUCCAGGCAAGCCUCGCCAAGGACGUGGCGUCCAAGGUCAUCGCAAGCUGGUUCCCCAUCUUUGUCUUUGUCGCGGCGGGAUUCGAACAUGUGGUGGCGAACAUGUUCCUGGUCAACGCGGCGCUGAUGACGAAGCGGACCAACUUUGGCGUGGGAGAGUACGUGUGGAAGAGCGUCAUUGCCAGCUUCUUGGGCAACAUUGUUGGCGCCGCCCUGCUGGCGUUGCCGCUCGUGUACCUGCACGGAGGCGACGAAUUCGACCCCAGCGCAACCGCAGGGGCUGAUAAGAUCUCAGCAGGGCGAAAGACGGCUAUGACGUCCGAGACUUCGGUCAACGAUAUCACGCUGCCCACCAGCGGCCGUGCAAGCGUAGGUGCGGACGCAGAGUGGGCCAAGGACGUCGAAGCCCAGGCCGAACAAAUCGAGGCGAUGUCAGAGAGGCAGCCGUCCCGGCGCCCCGUCUGGGGCGCUUCCAAGAGCUGGGCGUCCUCCGCCUCGCCAGCUGCCAGCUCCUCGUCCGCAUCGACCUCCUCACGAGACCCGCCACUGGCCUCGUCGUCGUCGGCCGCGUUUCCUCCGCUCUCGUCUCCGCAAGCUCGGCGUACAUCCAGCCGGCCGCAGCAAGCCUCGUACUCGUCGUCAUCGCUCAUCUCGCCGGCAUCGUUCAACCCGUACCCGACCCGGCGUCAUGAGCUUGCGCAACGGGCCGCCAGUCACGGCACGCGCAAGCGCUCGCACAUCACACGCAGCGACCCAUCGACCUCGCGCAUCCAUUCGCUCUCGGACUACGACGACGACGACGGUGACGCGCCGAUGGACGAGGACGACGAUGCGGGCGAGGACGACGAUGCGGGCGAGGUGUCGGCGCGCGGCGCGACCAUGUCCUCGAUCGUGUUCCGCGACCUCUCUUCGGCGGGCAGCAGCCGAUCCGCAUCGCCCUGGCAGCACAACGGUACGAGCGCAGGCCUCGCCAUGUUUGCAACGUCGUCGUUUGGCGGAGAUCCGCUGCGCGUGCUCGCGAAUCUGGACGAAGAGCUCGGUGCAGCUCAUAUGGGACCGCGCAUCUACAAGCGGCACAACCACAAACACGUGCGCAACCGCGUCAAGGCAAAGAUCGGCGCUGCACAUGCAGGGAUACCGCCCCAAAACGCGGGAGGGAAGAACGCGGAAGCUAAGAUUGGCGGUGUGUCAGGCGAGACGUCGGCAAGCGUCGGAAGAAAGGCGCCGGAUGUGCAGACGCAGCAGAUGCGCAAUCUGGAUCUGCAGGAGCUGGUUGAGCAGUGCCGUCGCGCCAACACUCUUGCGGCUGUGCAGAGUCGAGUCGCUAGCUUGCCGCCAGCUGCUGUUGGAGACGGUAACGGCGCGCCAGAGACGAGGUUGCUCGCAGCAGUCGAGGCACGUAUUGCAGACCCCGCCACUUGGUCGUCAUACCACCACUCGGCGCAGGGGGUUUUGACGGACGAUUUGCUCCCGACUGGUCUGCAGCAGCCGAACCUUGGCCUGGACGUGCUUCCAUCGUCGCUCCAGGUUGAGGUGCGACAGGCGGUGCUGCGAGGGCUUGGGCAGCUGGUGGAUGGGCUGGUGCAUGCGGCUCGCGGCGAGCUGGUCGAGGUGCUGGCGCAGCUCCUGCUCCUGCGUGCUCUGCGUCCCACGGCUGCGCGGGUGAAGUUCGAUGCACAACUCGCUACCUCACUUCAGCAGAUCUUUCUGGGCGUGCUGGGUGUGCUUCACCGCGCCACCGACUCGGCAGCAACAUCAGUGGAGCUUCUUGCCGACGUCCUUGCACGAUGCACGGCCCUCGCUGCAACGCACACAAACGCGCAAGACGACGUGCUCGUUGGGCUUGUGGGCGAGCUGGUCGGGCUGUGUGGGCAGCAAAUGUCUUCGAACCCCGCCGUGCUCUCGCCCGAACAGGACGCCACGCUUGUGUCGCUGGCGCGCUUUCUGUCGCUGUGCUUUGUGCACAACUCCACGCGCGCGGCCGAACAUCGACUGCCCGUCCACGCGUUCUACUGCACUGUGCUCGACCUAGCGCCGUUCCUGGAGCACUUUGUGCACCAUGCGGCGUCGCGCGUGCGGCUCGCCACACCCGCCGCGGGCAUGGCGAAGUUCAACGUGUGCCAGGCAGCGUACCUUGUCUCGCUCGGCGCCAAGGUGCGCAUGAUGCAGCUCGAGAAUGAGGUGCGUCUUGCCCGCCUCAGUCCCCGCACGGGAGCGCAGAGGUUGGGUCUCCAGCACAGCAAGGGAGAGGCGGAGCUGGUGGUGAUGCCCGGUGCGCUGUCGCUCAAGAUCGAGCGCAGGGCAGCGUGGAUGCAGAGUCGCGAGUUGCUGACGCAGGUGCUCGAGGGCGAGGUCGAUCAGGCGGCGGUGCGUGCGCUGCGCGUCGACUUUGCGGGCGAGCAGGCGGCGGAUGGUGGAGGCCCGGCGCGCGAGUGGUUCGCAACCGUCACUGCUGGCUGGAACCACAGCGACACGAUCGCGCACCAUGGAUGGUUCCUCCCUCACCCCAACGACGACGACGACAGCGACGCUGAGACCACCGCGGCGUUUCUUGCGCUGCUGCUAGGAUUGGCGGCAUUGCACAGUGCCAAGCUCACUUUGCCAUUCGCGCUGCCGGACGUUGCAUUCAAGAUCGCGGUUGCUGCGGACUUGGACUCGGUCUCGCUGCUGCCGAUGGAUCUCGAGUUCAUGGAUGCACGGCUGGCGAGGUCGCUGCAGGCGGUGCUUGACUGGCAACCUCCCGCAGGCGCUGCUGAUGCAGAUACCGCGUUCGAUGCGACCUUCUCGCUCACGUGGAGCACGACCAUCCGCACACACGAUGGCGGCGUCAAGACGAUCGACCUCGUACCUGGAGGUCGGCACCGAGCGGUGCGCAUGAUCGAGAGGCACGAUUUCGUGUCGAAGCUCAUCUGGCGCGUGCUGGUGGGCUCGGCACGGGGGCGCGUAGGCGCGUUCCAUGCGGCGUGGCAGAGCAUCAUGCCGUCCGCGUGGCUGGGCAAGGAGUGUGGUGCGGAGUCGGCUAGCGAUGUUCUCGCACGCGGCGGGUUGGCAGUAUCGCUGUUUGCCCCCAGCGAGCUCAACGAGGCGCUCGUGGCGCUCCCUGCAUCGCCGAGUGCAUCCGUGGCGCGGCUGGAUGUGCAGGACCUCCGUGCCAGCACGGAAGUCAUCUCCCAAAAUACGGGUGCAAGGGUGGUCGAGUGGUUCUGGGAAGUGUGGGCCGCGUUGGAGGCGGGGGAACAGCGACGCAUGCUGGCGUUUAUCACGGGCGCGCAGGAUCUGCCCGCCACGGGUGCGCGCGGCGUCGGGCUGCGCAUACACCUCGUGCCCACCGAGCAGGCGGAUGCAAAGUCGUGGCCGUUGCCCUGGUCAUCGACGUGCACGGCAACGCUGUUCCUGCCCACGUAUCCGACCCGGCACCUGCUCCAGCAGAAGGUAGGGAUCGCCAUUGAACACUUUCAGGGCUUCGGUCUGCGCUGA